This is a messenger RNA of Pundamilia nyererei, 5728 nucleotides long. RefSeq names its product zinc finger protein 687a (gene znf687a). The transcript is spliced from 11 exons. The record is from RefSeq and is a predicted model, not a curated record. Lineage: Eukaryota; Metazoa; Chordata; Actinopteri; Cichliformes; Cichlidae. Bases 76 to 4038 code for a protein of 1320 amino acids.
GUCGCAUUUGAUGACGCAAACACGUAUGACACCAAGUGCAAAGUGAGGAACCAACUUCGCUAACUUGCAGUGGCAAUGGGGGAUAUGAAGACCCCAGACUUUGAUGAUUUGCUGGCAGCGUUUGACAUUCCUGACAUUGACGCCAAUGAGGCCAUUCAGUCCAGUCCAGACGAGGAACGGGAUGAGGCCCGGACUAACGUUCAUGGGAGAGAGAGUGGAUCUCCUUCAAGGUUUGCCGACCCUCCUGCCCCUCAAAGCGAGCCUCCUGUAGUCAGUGUUAUUGUUAAGAACACAGUGCGGUCAGAGUCUUUUGAAGAGGAAGAGAAGUCUGCCAGGGAUAAAACAGACAAUCCUUCAAGCAGUGCCUUAGCCUCUCCUGUGCACGUUAAGUUGGAUGACAUCACUUCACAGCUUUGUCCCAGACUCCCCUCCGAGUCUGCUGUGGAGGGCGAGACGACUAAUGGCUUUGAGGAAUCUCCCUCCAGCCGGCAGGGACAGUCUAGCACAGAAGCAUGGCACCAGGCUUCACCUCUGAGGUCCACACUGAGUGAAAGUGACAGUGAAACCGAUAAAAGGCCUGAGCCUGGAUCUUCCCAGCAUGUGGUUGAUGUUAUGAACAGUUUAAGGCCCCUUCUCCACCUCAAGUCGCCAACCGCUGGUGUUCCCACCCCAUUAUCUCCUCCUUCCCCAGCCUCUGUCAGUGAUCACCUUUCUCCUCACUCCCCUCAGCAGGAUGAAACCUGUCUCAGAGAUAAUACACUAUCAUCACCGUCACUACAAAAUGACAGCAUGGAAACCGGAAUCAAGCAUGUUAUGCACACAGAUGAAGAUGACUCAGAACCAGAGCUGGUGAUCCAAGAGAGCCCAGAAUCUGUAAUGGCCCCACCUCCUAAGUUUAAAUACAGAGCAAAAUUACCACCUACUUUUCUUGGGUCUCCUGAAACGAGGCCUUCUGAUCCUCCUAAGCUCACUUUUUCCAGAAAACCAAAACCCCAACACGAGGAGGAUGGGCUGCCUACCACACCAAGCUCUCCACCCUCACCUCAAAGUUCCCAGGACCGCCUCCCACAUGUUAGCACCAGCUCUUCAUCAGUCCAAGAGGAGAAAUACCCAGAACAUGUGAUUGAUGAGAGGGAGUCGCCUGAGAGCCCACCACCCAGUGAGACAGGGUUUUUACUCCAAAAUAGAAGCAGCAGCCCUGAUCCCGGCUCAACAACAGCUCUAACUGCAAACCAUGACGAAUUCCACCAUCAGGAGGAGCACAUGGAGAGUGAGGACUGUCAGCAAGACAAGCCGGGUAACAGUGAAGGAAUGGGUGAAAAGGUGGAUGGGGAAAAUUUAGACACGGAGAAGUGUGAUGCUGACACUGAGGAUGCUGCAAGCGCCACAGAGAUGGUUUCACCUCCACUGCGACCACUCAAAGUUAAAAUCAAAAUGCCCACAGGCAGCAUCACAAGGACUGUCACUGGUGUGGUGCCUAAAAGAAGCGGAAGAGCCACCAGUAAGGGUGUGACUGCUCCAAAACCAUCACCACAGCGUCAUAACACAAGAGCCAAAAGGGAGUUACCGCAAGAAAGUCAGUUGACUGCAGUGGAGAUGCUGCAGGAUGCUUGCGCUGCCACACUAGAAGGUGCGAGUACAGUUAGAGAGAAAACCCCCGCUGACGCCAGGCCUAAAGUUUCCCCCACAGCAGUGAACAUCACAAAAACUGCAGCUCUGCCCUCUAUUACUACCUCCUCCUCCAGAGUCAGUGCGAGUACAGGCAACCUGCGCACCCUGGGCCAAAAAACUCUCAACAGUGGGGUGACACUACCUGCUUCUUUACCUCUGCUGCCCCCUCAAAGCAGCAGCAGGCCAGCAUCUAUAGUCAACAGCACUGGGGCCAUCAUAUCAAAGAGCCAGACCAACUUAGUGGAAGCCUUCAACAAAAUCCUGAAUAACAAGAACCUGCUGCCCAUUUAUAAACCAAAUCUGAGCGCCCCUCUUCCUGCAGAGUGGGGCAUUUCUCUACCUGCGCAGGGUUACCGGUGUCUGGAGUGCGGUGACGCCUUUGCCCUGGAGCAGAGUUUAGCACAGCACUAUGACCGGCGCUCGCUCAGAAUCGAGGUGACCUGCAAUCACUGCGCCAAACGGCUGGCCUUCUUCAACAAGUGUAGCUUGCUGUUACACGCCAGAGAGCACAAGGACAGAGGCCUGAUCAUGCAGUGUUCACACUUGGUCAUGAAACCAGUGCCUGUGGAUCAGAUGAUCAGCCAGCAGGAACCAACAGCAGCUGGCCAGACCAACCCAAAGGCAGCACCCCAGGCACAUCAAGCAGUAGCUAAGAAAGCAGAAGCAGUGCAGUACACAAGUAACAAAUGUCCUGAGUGUCAGGCUCAGUUCUGCAGCAAAGAAGAGGUGGCCGAACAUUUCCAGGAAAUCAAGCCAGCACAGAGCACUUCGUGCUCCGAGUGCUCGCCUCCCAUGCUGCUACCCAACAGCUGCAGUGCAGCAGCUCAUCAGCGCAUCCAUCAAGGCUCCUCUCCACAUGUGUGUCCAGAGUGUGGGGGCACAGCCAAGCAGGCACAGUUCAGAACACAUGUGGACGAGACCUGCUUGCACUUUUCCCGCCGUAUUGGCUACAGAUGUUCUAGCUGCCUGGUGGUGUUUGGAGGUCUGAACUCGGUGAAGUCUCACAUCCAGCAGGCUCACUGCGACAUGUUCCAUAAGUGUCCUAGCUGCCCCAUGGCUUUCAAAUCUGCUCCCAGCAUUCAGAACCACAUCACUGCCCAGCAUCCGGGGCUCCCUGAAGGACAGCCAAUGCUGAUCUAUAAGUGUGUCAUGUGUGACACAGUGUUUACCCACAAACCCCUGUUGCAUGCCCACUUUGACACUCAUUUAACCAAUCAAAAGGUCCACGUGUUUAAAUGCCCCGCGUGCACCAAGCUGUUUUCUCAGAGGAACUCACUGCUGGACCAUUUCAAGACCCACAAGACUCCCAAAUCAAAAGGAGAGCUACCUUUGCUUCCAGGUGGUGCUUCUCUGAAAUUAGAGAGCUCUGAUGGAGAUGAAUGGAUGCGUAAAGACAAAGAAGAGAAGGUGAAGCCAGAAAAGAUGAAGACCCCUUCAGGGUGGAGGUGUUCAUCUUGUAACACGCGCUACACGGACCGGGAGGACUAUAUUACCCAUAUGGGUGAACUGCACGGCAAGAUUUUGAAGAAGUUUCCCUGCAACAAAUGUGAGAGCUCCUUCACAACCACCUCCAGUCUGAGGCGUCACAUCAGAGAUAAGCACAAAGCCAUGAACCGCAGCUUUCGCUGCCAGUUUUGCACUGAAGGUAAGAAAACCUUCAGCAGCAGAACGAUGUUGGAGAGGCACCUUCAGCUGAGGCACAGCACAGAAACUGCAAGCCAUAAAACCACAAUGAGUGGUGAAGAUGAAGCUGACAGUUCAUCGGAACAGGACAGCAGUUUGGGGGCUCGCAAGAGACGGAGAGGAGCAGUGAAGGUGGAGCAGAAUGAAGAGUCCACAGACAGAGUUAGUCCGGGGAAGAAGCUACGGUCCUCUUCCUCCUCAGCUCUCGCUCCGUCCUCUCUUCCCGAGUCUGGGUUUCGGUGUGCCGUCUGUGGCUUCACCUCAGAGGAGAAGGUGGCUUUCCUGGAGCACAUCAGCCAGCACAGGCGCGGAGGCAUGGACGAUGGUGGCCUGCAGUGUCUCCAGUGUGGCGCCUGCUUCGCAUCCACCUUCUCACUGUCACGCCAUCGCUUCAUCACCCACAAAGUGAGAGAUGUGGUCAAUGACAACCAACAAGCACCCAGUGUGCACCUGUCACCCUCCGUUGGAAAUAGUAGGCACCACGAGGAAAAGAGUUCUCUGAAUGGCUCUGCACCAGCAUCACCCUCCACUCAGCCCUCCACAGGAGAGGGGAAAGAGGAGGAGGGAGCACUGGCCUGUAAGGUGUGUGGUAAACACUUUGACAAGGUCACAGAUCUGAAUACACACUUCAGAACUCACGGUAUGGCUUUUAUCAAUGCGAGGAACGCAGGAAAAACGAUCUGAGAUGGCAAACAUGAAGAAUAUGUCAUGAUUAAGAGUACUCACAAGUGCCUUUCUGUUACUGAGUACCGGUUAAAGUGCGAGUUCUGCUCUGAUUUUACCAAAGAUUACCAAUAUAGUCUGAAAACGUGAAAUGUUCAGAUGCGAUUCUCAUUGUUCCAGACGAGCUUUUGUGACACUCAGGAUCUGAUGCUGUGCUUCUGUGUUUAGUUAAUGUAAUGAAAUUAGAGUUUAGUCUGUUUCCCUCACAAUCAUGUGCCUGCAGAGGCCGGUGAACACUGUUCUAACCGUGCUGUGAUAACGAUGGCCGUUGAAUGAAUAUGCUUUUUUUUUUUUUUUUUUUUAAAGCAAACUGUUGCAGUGAUUUUGAUGCGUUCCUUUGAAUUUAUUGCCAGUCAUUUUUCAAAGCAUGCUGUCUCUUUCAGUUCAUUCCCAGCUUAAGCUGCAGCCGCUGGCUUCUCUACAUUUUAGUUUCAAUUUACAGAUACUUAAAAUUUCGCUUUUCUUGACUAUUUUCACUGACUAUUUCUGCACUGAGCUGAAAUGGAAAAGUACACGUUUGUACUUUUAGAAGAUUCCCCCUGAACUUUGCUUUGAGUCACACUGCUGAAAGUUUUUCAUUAGCUUUCGCUUAACUUUGCAAUAUAUGCUUGCAUAUAGUGGAAUCAUGGUGGUGUCAUCACUGAAUGAAAGCGGCAAUAAUUAAGGCCACCAAUACUUUACUGCAUAUGUGCAAUAAAGCAUUGGUGCUUUGGGAUUAGUUUUGAAAAAAAGAACUUAACUUAAAAUAAUGUACACUUAAAGGCCACAUAUCCUUGAAGUCUUUACACAUUUAGAUGCUGAAAUAAAUGCGGACCAAAAAUUUCUGGAAGUUUUGACUAUGCUUUGGAAAAUGUUAAGCAAUAAUCUGACUCGCAGACACACUAUUUGUAGGGGUGCAACUUUCUGAUGCAUUGAAAUCAACGUUUAAUUCCUUAUAAAUUGAAUGUAUUUAUAUCAGAUUGAGUAAUUUAUUCAGUGAGCAAGAGGUGGAAAGUGAAAUUGUUUUGUUUUUUUUUGUUUUGUUUUUUGGUAUGCGGGCCAUAUGUUUACCUAAAUCUUGCUUUAUGGAAUUACUGUAAAUGGAAGAUUGUUAUAUAUGCAUUUUGUCUAAAGUCCUUGGAACGGCUAAAAGAUUAAAACUAUUGUUCCCCAUAACCGACUACACGUUCUCUCGUGGUUCUUUCACCUAUAGGUGUCAACGUAGCUUCCUCAUCAGUUCAGAGAAACUGCAAAAUCGGCAUGUUUAACACAAGUGUUCUAAAAAAAUCUGAAAGGAGGAAUAAGUGCCAGUUUGAUCGAGACGCCUGGUUAUCCUGUUUAGAGGAUGUUUAUUCAGUACAGAUGUAAUGCAGAUUUAUUAAUUUGGUAGCUCAACAAAUGUUGCACCUCCUCAGGUUUUGUCACUACUGAAGAAUACUCUCAAUAAAUUUAAUCCUACCUUAAUCAAAUAGAGUUCACAGCUGAGGUUUGUAGGGUGGAUUUAUGAACUUUCAUGUAUUAAAACCAUAAACCAUAGAUGGAUGUUUGUAUUUUCUGUCCUGAUGUUUUGGUUGGAUUUGUUGGAUUUCUUUUUUUUGUUUUGUUUUGUUUUUAAAGGAGCUGCUAUACUUUUUCAGCUGGCCACUCUCUUGUUGAGGCUGGCAGCUCACAA